UUAGUUUUGUAGCCGAUUGUCAAAUAACGCGUGUUGAGGUUAAAACGUAUUCGCCUUAGUUUUUCGUUAGUGAAGUUCUUCUAUAAAAUCUGUGCAUUAAAAUGGCUUUAUCUGUACCAAAAGCGCCCGGAGUGGCUCAAAUGCUUAAAGAUGGAGCAAAAAUGUACAGUGGUUUGGAGGAAGCUGUAUAUCGCAACAUUACCGCAUGCAAAGAAUUCUCACAGACCAUGCGUUCCGCCUAUGGACCAAACGGUAUGAACAAAAUGAUAAUUAAUCAUAUCGAAAAACAGUUCGUAACCAGUGAUGCAGGCACAAUAAUGCGUGAACUGGAUGUUGAACAUCCAGCUGCAAAAUUAAUCGUUAUGGCAAGUCAAAUGCAAGACGCCGAAGUUGGUGAUGGCACCAAUUUUGUAGUUGUCUUUGCCGGUGCACUGCUUGAAGCUGCUGAGGAAUUGCUACGCUUGGGUAUUACUACUGCCGAAAUUGCUGACGGCUAUGAAAAAGCAUUAAACAAAUCUUUAGAUAUAUUACCAAAAUUAGUUUGUCAUGAAAUUGAAGAUUUUCGUGAUGUAGCGAAAGUGAAACGCUGCCUUAAUGCUUGCAUUAUGUCAAAACAAUACUCUGAAGAGGAAUUCCUAACUGAAUUGAUAGCCAAAGCUUGCGUUUCAAUUCUACCAGAUAAAAGCACUUUUAAUGUUGAUAAUAUACGCGUCUGCAAAAUUCUCGGAAGUGGCUUAGCUAAGUCAGAAGUAGUGCGUGGUAUGGUAUUUAAGCGUUUUGUUGAGGGUGACGUGACCUAUGCAGAGAAAGCAAAAGUUGUCAUUUUCUCUUGCCCAAUUGAUAUUAUACAAACAGAAACUAAAGGUACUGUUCUAAUCAAAAGCGCUGACGAAUUGAUGAAUUUCUCUGCUGGUGAGGAGAACUUGUUGGAAUCACAAAUUAAAUCUAUUGCUGAAGCUGGUGUAAAGGUAGUUGUAUCUGGUGGCAAAGUUGGCGAUAUGGCUUUGCAUUUCCUUAACAAAUAUGGACUUAUGGCAGUACGCUUGAACUCAAAAUUCGAUUUACGUCGCUUAAGUCGUGCAGUAAAUGGUACAGUGCUUCCUAGAAUUGCCACACCAAGUCAAGAAGAAUUAGGUUAUUGCGAUAAAGUAUGCAUUGAAGAACUGGGUGAUACCACUAUCGUCGCAUUCAGAAAUGAAGGCGCUGAGUCACGUAUUGCCACAAUUGUAAUACGCGGUGCUACAAACAACUUUAUGGAUGAUAUUGAACGUGCACUUGAUGAUGGUGUUAAUAACUUCAAAGGACUGACCCGCGAUGGUCGUUAUGUGCCAGGUGCAGGAGCAACUGAAAUCGAGCUUGCUACACAACUUGCCGCCUAUGCCGAUACAUUACCCGGCUUGGAGCAAUACGCAGUGCGCAAAUUCGCUACUGCUUUAGAAGUAUUCCCCAAGGCUUUAGCUGAGAACUCUGGUGUUAAUGGCACAGAAAUUAUAAAUCAAUUGUAUUUGGCGCAUAAAGAUGCUGCUGGUAAAAAUAUUGGUGUUGACAUUGAAGCUGAAAAAGCAGGUACUGUUGAUGUCACGAAAAAGGAUAUUUUCGACUUAUUCCAAUCAAAGUACUGGGGUAUUAAAUAUGCUGUGGGUGCAGCUAAUACUAUACUCAAAGUUGAUCAAAUCAUUAUGGCCAAACGUGCAGGUGGUCCAAAACCAAAGCAAAACACUGGCAGUGAUGAUGAAAGCUAGAGUAGACGUUAAGCAUUCAUUAUUAAUAUUUAUUUCUACACAGAUUUAUAACUUUACUUGAACAAACUCACCUUCUAUCAUUUUAAUUUCGUAUAUUUGCUGCAUAUACUUUUAGCGAAAACAAAUAAUAUAAAAUUUAAAUUAAAUAUCACAAUGAUAUAAUUGCUAAAAGUAUUUAUUAAUAUUAUAAUUUAAUUUAAUUACAUUAAUGCAAACCGAUAAUGUAAAGCUAAUAUAAAAUUUAAUCAUUUUUAUUAUGAAAAAACGAAUGUUUUUACACAACUAAUAAAAAAUAAUACUUCAU
Molecule: messenger RNA, 2046 nt
Organism: Teleopsis dalmanni
Lineage: Eukaryota; Metazoa; Arthropoda; Insecta; Diptera; Diopsidae
Gene: CCT8
Product: T-complex protein 1 subunit theta
Exons: 3
Coding region: 102-1742 (546 amino acids)
Biological process (GO): protein folding
Cellular component (GO): chaperonin-containing T-complex
Molecular function (GO): ATP hydrolysis activity; ATP binding; ATP-dependent protein folding chaperone
Source: RefSeq, a predicted model, not a curated record